GAGGUGCGAAAGAAUGGAACAGGGCGAUACGAUGACAGUGUGAGAUUACGUGACUGCGAGACUGCGAGACUUCGAGACUGCGAGGCUGCGAGACUGCGAGGCUGCGAGGCUGCGAGGCUGCGAGACUGCGAGACUGCGAGACUGCGAGACUGCGAGACUGCGAGUGUGCGAGUGUGCGAGAGCGCGAGUCGGCGAGUCGGCGAGUCGGCGGCGAGAGGGCGAGACGCUUCUCGGUGGGCGUCAGUGCGCGGCCGCGGUCGAGCUCCGGUGCUCCCGAUACCGCUCCCCUACUCUUCUACCCCUCCGCUCUUGGCUGCGGGCAGGGCGCGUGGAUGCCUGCCGAUAGUUGGGGUAGCGUGGUCUGUGUGGUCGCGUCGGACCAUGGGCUACUGUUCAUAUUCAGAGGAUGUUAGCAGUACGUAUUUGGUAUACGCAGUUGUAUCAGUGGCACGAGAAGUGAGAAGCGGAACUACUAGAAAUUGGAACAAGCAGCGUCUUCAGUACUGGCCUCUUCUGCUGCAAGGAGGCGCGCCGCCUGCACCAGCUGUGGAAGGAGCGACGCGCGCAGGCGCCGCUGCGGGACCUCGCCGCGGA
This is a messenger RNA of Gryllus bimaculatus (two-spotted cricket), 594 nucleotides long. The record is from the annotation of a GenBank genome assembly. Lineage: Eukaryota; Metazoa; Arthropoda; Insecta; Orthoptera; Gryllidae.